AUGGACCUACUAUCAUAUCCAUGAUUCUCCACAAUUUGUGAGAGAUUUUCUUAUUUGCUGUAUUGAAAGUUAAAAUAGUGCUAAUUUGCUGAGAAAUUGGUUUACUAGUCCUAGGAGAGUAGCCAACACGCAUGCGCGUUUUGUUUCCUACGCUCCCUACCCCCUCGAGCCACCAGGGGCUAGUCGUUGGAGCGCAAUGGCGGUGCACCGGGGACCUUCUUCGAAAUGGCUCUUUUCCCGGGAGCAACUAGAAACAACGCCGUCCCGCCGCAGUGGAGUCGAAUCUGAUAGGGAACUUUCUUACCGACAACAAGCCGCCAACUUAAUUCAGGAUAUGGGCCAGAGACUCAACGUCUCUCAACUCAUCAUCAACACUGCAAUCGUUUACAUGCAUAGAUUUUAUAUGAUUCACUCUUUCACUAAGUUUCAUAGGAAUAUCAUCUCCCAAACAACCUUGUUCUUGGCUGCGAAGGUGGAGGAACAACCCAGGAAGCUUGAACAUGUCAUCAAAGUGGCCCACGCCUGCGUCAACCCCCAGGAUGCACCACUAGACACCAAGAGUAAUGCAUACCAUCAGCAAGCUCAGGAGCUGGUGAUACUAGAAACGAUAGUACUGCAGACGCUAGGUUUUGAAAUAACAAUUGAACAUCCUCACACUGAUGUUGUGAGAUGUUCCCAGCUAGUGCGAGCAAGCAAGGAUUUGGCACAGACUUCCUAUUUCAUGGCUACCAACAGCCUCCACCUCACCACGUUCUGCCUGCAGCACAAGCCCACAGUCAUCGCCUGCGUCUGCAUCCACCUGGCCUGUAAAUGGUCCAACUGGGAGAUCCCGGUCUCCACUGAUGGGAAACACUGGUGGGAGUAUCUGGACCGCACCGUCACGCUCACGCUGCUGGACGAGCUGACCAAUGAAUUCCUGCAGAUUCUGGAGAAGACGCCCAGCAGGCUGAAAAGGAUACGUAACUGGAGGGUAGGUUCUGCUCUCACAACUGGUGCCACACAAGCUGCCAAGAAGCCCAAGAUAGACAGUCAAACGGGCGACACCUCCUUCCAAGGGACCUCCUCAUUGGACGGCAUCACCGGUGUGGCCGGCAGCAACUCAUUCUUCUCUUCGUCUCUGUCAGACUCUGGGGAGAUGGCUUCACUAGACGACAUGUCUAUCCCGUUCCCUCCCUACCAGGCCCUGUCUGGGGACCACGCUGAGCUGCUGGGGCUGGACCAGGGCCUUGCCUUUCUUCCUCAAGCCAUCCCUUCAAAGUACCCAUCAGGCAAACACGAACACAAAACGGCCAGUGCAGGCAAGCACCCACAGGCGCUACCCAAUAACCCCUCGCCCUUCACCCGGCCCCCACAGAAACUCUCCCUGGAUAAGUAUAGAGAGAAACAGGCAGCAGACCUGCAGAACGGUGUCCGAGAGGAGCAGAGCGGUGUGGACAUGUACCAGUCCCCCGCCCUCCCUCACCACCAGUCCCAUAAAAGACGCUCCCAGCCUGGGCAGGGUGUCUCCCAGCACGGGGACAGCAGGAGGGACAAGGCCAGCUCUAAAAAGACACGAGGUCUCCCACCACAGGCCUCGGCGGUUGAGAACGGCGUUGCGGCCAGCAACGAGGAGCUAAAGAUGAGAAUCAAAGUAUCAGCUGAGAGGGACCAGGGCGGCCAUGUUGGUGUCCCACAGGGCAAAGAGAAGUACAAAGACCACUCUGGCCCCAGCAGACACCCCAAGCACGGCCACUCGCACCCCUAUUCUCUCAGCGGGAACGGCCGAGGGGCCAUCGACCCCGCCCUGGCACUCAGAGUCCUCGGGGGCCAUGGUAGCGACCUAGGGGGCUCCAGUUCCUCCUCCAGGAAACGGGCCAACCCUGACGUCAGUAGUCAUAACAACCACCACCACUCUGCUAAGAGCAGCAGGAGUUCCAAAGGGGCCGGAGGCUCCUCCCACUACUCUUCGGACGGUGGUGGUGGCCCGAGGACUGUGGAGAGACACCACGGUGGCCCGGAGGGGUCAAAUGGAGUGCUGGGGUCUAACGGCCAACACACCGACUACAAAGACACUUUUGACAUGCUGGACUCUCUGCUAAGUGCCCAGGGAAUGAACCUGUAAAUUCAGACAGUCGUUUAGCCUGGGUGCAGGCUGUUUGGCUCUCUUGCCAACUCCGUCCAAAUAUGUUUGGCUUGACAUUUGAGUUGGCAAGACUGGACAAACAAAUCUGGAUAGUAGGCUUGGCAGGAGUUGUUGGAUAGAGAUCAAAUCAUUCUGGAAAAAAAAGUUUUUUAUGAUUUAAAAACAAGUAAAACAUGAUUUUAUAACUUUGAAGUUAUGUGAAAGUAACUUCGUCACCCACCCAGUAAGUCAGUCCUGUCCACACACGGUAAUAAUUACUGAUGCUUUAAGGAUCUUCAGAAAUGUCCACAACAUGAUAUAUACACAGUGCUGUAAUGCUACUUGUCUGCUUGCUAAAACCCCCCGGGAGCCACGUUCACUGGUUCUGUGAUUGACAAAAUUCCAGAUUUGAAUUCUGUUCUUUUAAAGAGAGAUAAAGAGAAGUCUGCGUUUCUAUGAGUUAGUUGUUAUUAAUGAUGUGCAUGUUUCAAUCACAUAAAGGGAAGAUAGCAGCCUGGUGGCGGUUCAGUGGCCACGUAAAUGCGUGUAUGUUUUUGUAUGUUAAGAAACAACCUUAUUCCUUGAAAUACUCAGGUCUUGAAUCUUUUUUUGAUAUAAAGAAGGAAAUAAAUCUUCCUCUCUUGGCGUAAUACCUGUAUCUGUAGAGAUGUAUAACUUCUGUCAUGUUGUUGGUUGAAGGCUGCAGAAGUACAGCAUCUAUCUGACCGUAGAGGCUGUUUCAGUGUGCUUGUCUUCUAAUGGGAGGACACGCAAUCCAACUCAUCACACAUGGCUAGUCAGAGGACAUACAAAGGCCCUUUCCCAGAUCAACACCUCAUAGACCCUAUGUGUGUAUCCAAAAUGGCACCCUAUUCCCUAUGUAGGGCACUACUUUUUGACCAGGGCCCGCAAAGUUCCCAGCUGGGAAAAACACUGGGUCCUGAUCAAAAGUAGUAUACUACAUAGGGUAUAGUGUGCCAUUUUGAGAGAGACACCCUUUAUGCGCUUGUGGGAUCUUGUGCUUAGGGUCUAGGGGUCGAUUGGGGACUGGACCAUAUGCUGUCUACUGUCCAACUAAGUGGAUGCCAAAGGCUGUGCCUCUAAAACGUACGGCAGAUUAUUCUAGAGCUAUAAAAGAAGUUUACGUUAUAUCUGCUGUGAAGUGCAUUUAAAAAGAUAUCUCGGCAUAUUUACAAAAAGCCUUGUGAUUGUAACAAGUCGUCAACAAGUUGCUAUUCUUCAAUAUUGAUAAAUGUCUAAUUAACCAACCGCCAUCCUAUGAAAAGAUCUCUAGAGGUGAUUGUAUAUAGGACUGCAGUUCUGAGUUAUAACUAGCUAGUCGGUUGACUUGUUACACCCUCAGACCACACAUUCUAUUCUGCCAUAACAGUGUAUUAGGAGGUCCUAAAGCGGACACUAUUGAACAAAUCCUUAAUAUGUGUACUGGGAACCCAAAUAAACGUGUAAAACUGUCGUUUUUACACACAAACACA
Molecule: messenger RNA, 3594 nt
Organism: Oncorhynchus nerka (sockeye salmon)
Lineage: Eukaryota; Metazoa; Chordata; Actinopteri; Salmoniformes; Salmonidae
Product: cyclin-T2-like
Exons: 9
Coding region: 197-2101 (634 amino acids)
Biological process (GO): regulation of transcription by RNA polymerase II; positive regulation of DNA-templated transcription, elongation
Cellular component (GO): cyclin/CDK positive transcription elongation factor complex; nucleus
Molecular function (GO): cyclin-dependent protein serine/threonine kinase activator activity
Source: RefSeq, a predicted model, not a curated record